AUGCAAACACAAGUCUAUGAGGGGUUGUGUGAAAAUUAUUUUUCACUUGCUGAACCAACUGCUUCUUUGGGACACACUGGCUUUGCUUUCUGUCUUCUCUUGCUUGUGGAGACUAUGGCUAAUAACACGACAAGUUUAGGGAGUCCAUGGCCAGAAAACUUUUGGGAGGACCUUGUAAUAUCCUUCACCGUGUCCAUGGCCAUCGGGCUGGUCCUGGGAGGACUGAUCUGGGCGCUGUUCGUUUGUCUGUCUCGAAGAAGAGCCAGUGCCCCGAUCUCGCAGUGGAGCUCCAGCAGGCGAUCGAGGUCCGCCUACAGCCACGGCCUCAACAGGACUGGGUUUUACCGCCACAGCGGCUGUGAACGGAGGAGCAACCUCAGCCUGGCCAGUCUCACUUUCCAGAGACAGGCGUCCCUGGAGCUGGCAAACUCCUUCCCGAGAAAGUCAAGUUUCAGAGCCUCCACUUUCCACCCAUUUCUGCAGUGUCCCCCACUGCCCGUGGAAACGGAGAGCCAGCUGAUGACCUUGCCUGCGUCCCCGGCCUCCGCCUCCAUCAGCACCGCCCACAGUCCCAGCCGGCCCGACUUCCGCUGGUCCAGCCACAGUCUCAGACUUGGCCUGUCCACCCCGCCCCCGCCUGCCUACGAGUCCAUCAUAAAGGCCUUUCCAGACUCCUGAGGGCGCCCUCCUCCACCCAUAUCUCCCCGGGCUGUCUUUGGUAUUGAAAGGAAAUCAUCAAUAGACUGAAGAUGCCUGUGCCAGCUAGACAUUGCAUUGUAAGACACGUUUCCUUUGAACGUAGUCCUCCUCCUCCC
This is a messenger RNA of Perognathus longimembris pacificus (Pacific pocket mouse), 815 nucleotides long. RefSeq names its product MYC target 1 (gene Myct1). The record is from RefSeq and is a predicted model, not a curated record. Gene Ontology annotation, cellular component: nucleoplasm. The coding region runs from base 1 to 678 and encodes 225 amino acids. The transcript is spliced from 2 exons. Lineage: Eukaryota; Metazoa; Chordata; Mammalia; Rodentia; Heteromyidae.